Molecule: messenger RNA, 1932 nt
Organism: Chironomus riparius
Lineage: Eukaryota; Metazoa; Arthropoda; Insecta; Diptera; Chironomidae
Source: the annotation of a GenBank genome assembly
AUGUUGAAAAUAAUUUUAAGAACUCAUAAUAGAUCCUUUCAAAGACUAAUAGGAAUAACUAGGAAGUAUUCAUCAUAUGAAGACUUAAACGAUGAUAUUAACAACUAUAUAAAUGUCAAAACUGAAAAUAUUAGGAAUUUUUCAAUAAUCGCACAUGUUGAUCAUGGAAAAAGUACAUUAUCAGAUCGAUUAAUGGAAGUAACUGGCGCUUUAAAGAAAGGAAGUGGGAAGACACAAGUUUUGGAUACGCUGGAAGUUGAACAGGAAAGAGGAAUUACUGUGAAAGCUAAUUGUGUAUCAUUAAUUCAUAAAUAUGAAAAUGAAGUUUAUCUUUUAAAUUUGAUUGACACACCAGGUCAUGUAGAUUUUGGUAAUGAAGUUGCUAGAAGCUUAUCAGCAUCAAGAGGUGCAUUGUUACUUGUCGAUGCAAAUCAUGGAAUUCAGGCACAAACUCUUGCCAAUUAUCAUCUUGCAACAUCAAAAAAUCUCAAAAUUAUACCAGUCAUAAAUAAAAUUGAUUUAAAAAAUGCACAUCCAGAAAGAGUUACAGAGGAUCUUCUAAUGAUGUUAAAUAUUGAUCCAGAUGAUGUUUUAAAGAUUUCCGCAAAAUUAGGAAUUGGAAUUGAUAAAGUCCUUCAACAUAUCUGCAAGAAAAUUCCUCCUCCAAUAUCAUCAAAGGAUUUGCCGUUUCGAGCUCAUUUAUUUGACAGCUGGUACGAUAAAUAUCGAGGAGCACUUAACUUAAUGUUCAUUAAAGAUGGAGAAAUCACUGUUGACCAAGAAAUUGUGUCAUGUGAGAAUGGAAAGGGAUAUGUUGUAAGGUCACUUUCUAUUCUAACACCAGAAGAGAGGAAGGUUGACCGACUUGUUGCAGGACAGAUUGGUUUGAUUGGAUGUAACAUGAGAAAUAGCCAGGAAGCAAUUAUUGGAGACACUUAUUAUUUAAAAGGAACUCCAGUUCAACCACUUGAAGUGUUCAAAAAACUUAAACCAAUGGUAUUUGCGGGAAUUUAUCCACAAGAUCAGUCACAACACUUGGCAUUAAAAAGUGCAAUUGAAAAAUUAGUUUUGAAUGACUCAUGCGUCACAAUUCAGCCUGAUACAUCACCUGCACUUGGACAUGGAUUUCGACUUGGGUUUUUAGGACUCUUACAUUUAGAAGUUUUUGUCCAGAGACUUGAACAAGAGCAUCAAUCAUCUCCCAUUAUUACCGCUCCAAAUGUUACAUACAAAAUGAAAAUUCAAGAUAUUAAAGGAGUCUUGAAACAUUAUAAUGGAAAGAAUCAGAUUGAAAUUUCAAAUCCAAAACAUUUUCCAGAUCCACAGCAUGUUGAAGAGUAUUUUGAACCAACAGUAAUGGCAACUUUAAUAACCCCUGCUAAAUUUGUUGGUGCCAUUAUUGGACUUUGUGUAGAGAAACGAGGAGUUCAGAUAAAAUCAAUCAAUUUGGAUCACGAUAGAAUAUUGUUAAAGUAUAUCCUGCCAUUAAAUGAAGUCAUCAUCGACUUUCAUGAUCAAGUUAAAAGCUUAUCAAGUGGAUUUGCAUCAUUUGACUUUGAAGAACAUGAAUACGUCAGUACACAUUUAAUAAAAUUGGAAAUUCUUCUCAAUGGAUCUCCUGUUGAGGAAUUAUCAAAUAUCUGUCAUGUUAGAAGUUCCGAUCAAAUUGCUAGAAAUUUAGUUGCAAAAUUAAAGGAAUUGAUUCCUCGUCAAAUGGUUGAAAUCCGAAUACAAGCGUGCAUUGGAAGUAAAGUCAUUGCAAGAGAAACACUAAAAGCUUUCAGAAAGGAUGUCACUCAAUGGCUUUAUGGUGGAGAUGUGACAAGAAGGAAAAAACUCUUGAAACAGCAAGCAGAAGGCAAGAAGAAAAUGAGACAAAUUGCAAAUAUUCAAGUUCCUCGAGAUACAUUCAUUAAAGUUUUGAAGAGGUAG